AUGUUGUUGAGUACGAUGGUAUGGGCGAAGCAGCCAGAGGCGUCUCCAGAGGCCGUAGACCAACAUGCACAAACAGAGGCCAAACAGACAUGGUCCACGUCUAUCAACGUCUCGACACACAUCGACGCUCUCUACAAAAUGUCCUCGCUCUCAAUCAUGUUCCCGUCGAAGAAGGAGGAAGAGAGCGGCCUCAGCUCCUACUAUAAUAACAAGACCACCAUAAUACAGGAGGCUCGCGUCUUCAAUGAUUCGCCAAUUAGUCCACGGAAGUGCAGGGCACUUUUGACACGCAUCGUAUACCUCCUUUACAUAGGGGAGACGUUUGGGACGCAGGAGGCUACGACACUGUUCUUUGGAACUACGAAGCUCUUCCAGCAUAAGGACAGCGCACUCCGUCAGGCGGUGUACUUGGCCAUCAAAGAACUCGCGACGACGGCGGAAGAUGUAAUCAUGGUCACAAGCAGCAUAAUGAAGGACAUGCAGCCGAAUUCUGAAGUGAUAUACCGACCAAAUGCAAUUAGGGCACUAUGCAGAAUCAUUGAUCCGUCAAUGGCGCAAGGUGUCGAGCGGUUCUUCAAGGCCGCGAUUGUUGACCGGAAUCCAUCCAUCUCAUCCGCUGCGCUCGUCUCCGCGUACCAUCUCUACCCACACGCCAAGGAUGUCGUGAAGCGCUGGGUGAACGAAGCGCAAGAGGCCGUAAAUGCUAAAUCCUCGUCAAGUUUCUUCGGCUCUGGUUCAGGAAGUGGUUACCUUGGAUUUGGCUCUUCUGCCCCCAGUGGUCCUCAGACGAUUCCUUCCACGAGCUAUGUUACGCAGUACCAUGCCCUCGGUCUCCUGUACUUGAUUCGCCAACAAGACAGGAUGGCUGUUACCAAAAUGAUCCAACAACUUGGCGGUGGUAAAUCUGGUAGUGGCACCACGCUCAAGAACCCGAUGGCUCUUUGCAUGCUCAUCCGUUACGCGGCAAAGGUCAUUGAAGAGGAUCCUAAUACUCAACGGCAAAUGGUAGAACUCCUCGAAGGCUGGUUACGACACAAGAGCGACAUGGUCAACUUCGAAGCCGCUCGCGCUAUCUGCGAAAUGAAGCACGUUACACCGGCGCAACUCACGAAGUCUAUCUCAGUCCUUCAAUUGUUCUUGUCCUCGCCGAAAUCUGUUCUGAAAUUUGCCGCAACACGGACGCUCGCUGCUCUUGCUCUUACCCAUCCAUCUAGCGUUUCGACGUGUAACGUUGAUCUUGAAGCACUCAUUGCUGAUUCAAAUCGCAGUGUCGCGACCUAUGCCAUCACCACACUGCUUAAAACCGGUAACGAAGCCUCAGUGGAUCGGCUCAUCAAACAAAUUACUGGAUUCAUGGCAGAAAUCAGCGACGAAUUCAAGGUCAUCAUUGUCGACGCGAUCCGUUCCUUGUGCCUCAAGUUCCCCACAAAACACGCAUCAAUGCUGUCAUUCUUGUCUGGUGUUCUUCGCGACGAAGGCGGCUACGAUUUCAAGCGUGCUGUGGUGGAGGCGAUGUUUGACAUGAUCAAGUUCAUUGGCGAAUGCAAAGAACAGGCUCUAUCCCAUCUAUGCGAGUUCAUCGAAGAUUGUGAAUUCACGAAGCUCUCGGUUCGCAUCUUGCAUCUUCUCGGUAUGGAAGGCCCUAAAUCCCCCCAACCGGCAAAAUACAUCCGUUUCAUCUACAAUCGUGUCGUGUUGGAGAAUGCGACCGUUCGAGCCGCGGCCGUCUCUAGCUUGGCUAAAUUUGGCGUCAACUCUGGUGAUGGUGGCCUUCGGACCAGCAUUGGGGUUCUCCUUAACAGAUGCCUAGACGAUGUCGAUGAUGAAGUACGCGAUAGAGCUGCUCUAUACCUGAAGGUCUUCCGUGAACAAACUCUCGCAGAUGUUUAUGUCAAGGAAGAGUCCGUUUAUUCCCUGGCAGCGCUGGAAGCGAAGCUCGUUACCUACGUCAAAGAUCCAUUAGCUUCGGGCGAAGCGUUUGACGUUUCCUCAGUACCCAAAAUUAGUCGGGCUCAGGCCGCCCAGGAAGCUGCACGACCGAGUACGCUGGAUACGAUUGGCAUACCCACUUCGAAGGCUUCGACUUCUGAUUCACCCGCGCCACCAACACAAGCUGAGCGCCAGUCGGCUUACGCAGAACAGUUGGCUGAAGUGCCGGAAUUGUCUUCAUAUGGACCUGUCCUCAACAGCAGCUCGACGCCAGCGCAGUUGACAGAAAGCGAAACAGAGUACCAGGUUACAUGCGUGAAGCAUAUCUUCAAGGAGCAUAUCGUCUUCCAAUUCAAUAUAUCGAACACGCUUCCGGACACAGUGCUUGAAGGCGUGUCUGUGUUUAUGCAACCUCAGUCAGACGACGCAGGGCUGACAGAAGAUUUCAUCAUCCCCCUUCCAUCACUGACUGCCGCCACUUCACCUGGAAUCGUCUACGUAUCCUUCACACGCGAAUCACCCGAGACCUACACCAUCGCAUCAUUCCAAUGUACGCUCAAAUUCGUGAGCAAGGAACUCGAUCCAUCAACAGGCGAACCCGAAGAGGAGGGUUACGAAGAUGAAUACCAAUUAGAGGAGGUCGAGCUUAGUGCUGGCGGCGAUUACAUUGUGCCCAGCUACGCAACAUUUGGUGCUGAAUGGGACAGACUUAAGUCCGGACCCAACGCCACUGAAACAUUUGCCUUAUCUGCUAUGGAAAGCAUCAAAGCCGCCUGUGAUUCUAUCAUUGAGGUUCUGGGUAUGGAGCCCUUGGGUGGGACAGAAAAUCCUGCGCCGUCAUCCGUUCACACACUACAGCUUUCCGGGUUGGUCGCAGGUGGAGGAGGCAAGGUUCUCGCUCGGUGUCGGAUGACAUUCUCCAGUGGCCAGGGAGUGACAUUGGAGCUGGCUGUUCGUGCGGAGAAGCAAGAAGCCUGCGAUCUGGUGCUUGCAGCUGUAGGGGGCUGA
This is a messenger RNA of Pleurotus ostreatus (oyster mushroom), 2937 nucleotides long. It is a transcript of the gene SEC21, whose product is annotated as coatomer subunit gamma. The coding region runs from base 1 to 2937 and encodes 978 amino acids. The record is from RefSeq and is a predicted model, not a curated record. The transcript is spliced from 11 exons. Gene Ontology annotation, molecular function: structural molecule activity. Lineage: Eukaryota; Fungi; Basidiomycota; Agaricomycetes; Agaricales; Pleurotaceae. Gene Ontology annotation, biological process: protein secretion; intracellular protein transport; intra-Golgi vesicle-mediated transport. Gene Ontology annotation, cellular component: Golgi membrane; endoplasmic reticulum; COPI vesicle coat.